GCACAUUCUUUACAUUUUUCCUCAGGCAAGUAAGAUACAGGAUACAAGACAUUUAACCACUGAAACUACAACAGAUUUGAGAGAAUUCCUUGUCAUAAUGCAGAGUGUCAAGUGUGUGAUUGUUGGAGACAAUGGAGUAGGAAAGUCCUACCUACUCCACACCUACAUCAACAAAUCCUUUCCAGGAGUCUACACUCCAUGUUUCUAUGAUACACACAGCACACAGGUCAGUGUCGGCAGCCAGCAGGUCUGCCUCACUAUUGCAGACACCGCUGGCAGGGAGGACUACCUUCGCUUUCGCCAGCUCUCCUACAACCACGUGGAUACCAUCGUCAUCUGCUUCUCCAUUGCCAACCCGACAUCCUACGAGAAUGUGAAGCAAAAAUGGUACCCAGAAGUCAAACACAACUGCCCUGAUGUGCCUUUGCUCCUUGUGGGAACCAAGAGUGACCUGCGAGAUAAUCAGGAGGUCCUGGAGACACUGAAGCAGCAGCAUCAGAGCACGGUCACCCUGCAGGAGGGAACUGAAAUGGCAAAUCAAAUCAAGGCUGUUAAAUAUCUUGAGUGUGCUUCAAUCAACCAGGAGGGACUGGAUGAGGUGUUUGAUGAGGCCGUGCUUGCCUUCCUCAGCCAUUCACGAAUCACCAAGAAACCAUGUGUUCUCUUGUAGGUUGGAUUGCAGACAAUGGUUGGACGGUGGUUUCUAUGCAUACAUACUUCAUGUGUUUAUGUAAGCCACCAGACUGUUGUAAUGCCUUGUAUGCACUUGUGCACGUGAAUACCACAAAAUUAUCCAACUUGACUUGACAAACUGUUAGUUACAUUAGCUGGAUCAUCAAAUAACUAAUUGUUUAUUUAUGAUUUCCCCAAUGACUGAAACCUUUCUACCUGUGAUGAUAAUGAGACUACUACUUUAUCAACAGUACAAUUAAGACGUCCUGAUAACUGUGAUGUUGCUCAGAACUCAAUCUGAAGAACAAAUAAUUAAACUGCAGCUAUAAACUGUGACUCUGUGUGACAGCUCACCUGUCUGUUAAGAACAAAAGUGUACAGUGUGUCGGCUGUGGCU
Molecule: messenger RNA, 1069 nt
Organism: Stegastes partitus (bicolor damselfish)
Lineage: Eukaryota; Metazoa; Chordata; Actinopteri; Pomacentridae
Product: ras-related C3 botulinum toxin substrate 2-like
Exons: 2
Coding region: 98-670 (190 amino acids)
Biological process (GO): small GTPase-mediated signal transduction
Molecular function (GO): GTP binding; GTPase activity
Source: RefSeq, a predicted model, not a curated record